Entelurus aequoreus (snake pipefish) is the source of this 2120-nucleotide messenger RNA. Its product is annotated as acyl-coenzyme A thioesterase 3-like. Gene Ontology annotation, biological process: acyl-CoA metabolic process; fatty acid metabolic process. Lineage: Eukaryota; Metazoa; Chordata; Actinopteri; Syngnathiformes; Syngnathidae. Bases 417 to 1691 code for a protein of 424 amino acids. Gene Ontology annotation, molecular function: fatty acyl-CoA hydrolase activity. The transcript is spliced from 3 exons. The record is from RefSeq and is a predicted model, not a curated record.
UGGUGUUCAUUUUAAAUCUAUCAAGAUAAAACAAUUAUAUCAAAAUCAAAUUACAGUAUGUUAUUUAUGUAGUUUGAUCAUUUUCCUCGACUGGUGCACUAACAUCAUGUGGUUUGUUUUGUACAUAUGUAGCAUCAUCUACAAAGAUACAAUGAAUUGCUAUUGCGACAUCCAGUGGACACAUUUAGAACAGAUUUUUAUUUCAUUCAAAAAUUUCAGGUUCAUUUUUAUACUUGGCAAACUCAUCCCGCGGGCCGAAUAAAACCUGUUCGCGGGCCUGAUCCGGCCCUCGGGCCGUACGUUUGACACCCCUGGGUUACUGUGUCUGGCUCGCAAUAGUGCAGCUCUCUUUGUGCCAAACUUGGCACACUUUAAACUAGAUAUUGUGACAUUUACCUGUAUCCCUCUUAGUUGUUAUGCUUUCUGCUAUAGCUCAGCGGGACGCCAUGGUUCCUCAAGUCCGGCUCAGGCUGCUUCCCAGCGCCAGGUGUUUGUUCGACGAGCCUGUCCAGGUGAUGGUGGACAGCCUGAGGCCCAGGCAGGUGGUCACCAUGCGGGCCAAGGCGACGGACGAGAGAGGCGUGAUCUUUCGAUCCUCCGCCAUCUACCGGGCGAAUGGGAGCGGCCACAUUGACUUGAAGAGGGACCCGGCGCUGAGCGGGAGUUAUGUAGGCGUGGAGCCCAUGGGCCUGCUGUGGUCCAUGAAGGCGGACAUGCCACAUAAGUACUUCCAUUGGAACCUGGCGCUCAAUCCUCACGUGGUCAAGUUCUCCGUGCACGACGGCGUUCCUGAGGAAGACGAGGAAGGCGGGGCUCUAGCGGAGGCCACCAAUGAGCGGUGUCUGAUUGCGGACGGGGUCAGCCGGGUUGUCAUCAGAGAAGAGACAUUUAGUGGUGUUUUGUUCACGCCUGCAGGUCAAGGUCCCUUUCCGGGUGUGCUGGACUUAAGCACCUUCAUGUGUGAGAAGCGAGCCAGUCUGUUGGCCAACAAGGGCUUCAUGGUUCUGACUAUUUCCGUGUUCAACGACAAACCCGCCAGCAUCAAACACUUAAACCUGGACUACUUUGAGGAAGCCGUUCGGUUUUUACAGCAACAACCCAAAGCAGGCGGUCAAGGAAUCGGUGUGCUAUCGAGGUCCAAGGCAGGAGACAUCGGUCUGUCGCUGGCGUCUUUUACCUCGUGUGUGAAGGCGGUGGUGUGGAUCAACGGCUGCAGCGCAAACAUCGCCUAUCCUCUCCACUACAAGAACCGCCAAGUGCUCUCCGUCUUGGGCCACAACCUGAGCAAGGUGAUGCCCACUCCCUCCGGCGCCAGCAUCGUCAAGUUCGGCGUGGAUGAUCCCGAAACCGAGGAGAACAAGGGCAGUGUUGUGCCCGUCGAAAAAGCCAACGCGCACUUUCUCCUGGUGGCGUCGGAGGACGACCUCAACUGGGACAGCAAGGCCUUCAUGGAGGGCAUCGAGCGGCGGCUGAAGCGCGAGGGGAAGAAUAACUUUGAGUGCGUCUGCUACCCGAGAGCUGGACACAUGCUGGAGCCGCCCUACAGCCCGUACUGCCAUUCCGGCCUGCACGGGAUCCUACGUUCACCCGUCUUGUGGGGCGGGGAACCUAAAGCCCACGUCGACGCUGAGGUCCACUUGUGGAAGAAGGUGGAGGACUUCUUCAGAACUCGACUGACCUCCAAAUUAUAGACUCGUCAAGCCCGAUGGGCAUACUUGCCAACCCUCAGGAUUUUCCCGGGAGACUCCCGAAUUUCAGUGCCCCUCCCGAAAAUCUCCCGGGGCAACCAAUCUCCAGAAUUUCUCCCGAUUUCCACCCGGACAACAAUUAUAGGGGCGUGUCUUAAAGGCACUGCCUUUAGCGUCCUCUCUCACCUGAAACCUUCACCCCUUAACAACCGCAUGCUGUCCAGGCGUCCGCUUUUCCUCCAUACACCGUAUUUUUCGGAGUAUAAGUCGCACCGGCCGAAAAUGCAUAAUAAAGACGGAAAAAAACAUACACUACCGUUCAAAAGUUUGGGGUCACAUUGAAAUGUCCUUAUUUUUGAAGGAAAAGCACUGUACUUUUCAAUGAAGAUAACUUUAAACUAGUCUUAACUUGAAAGAAAUACACUCUAUAUA